GUUGGACAGGCAGCGGCGCGCCACCAACAUCCGCGCCGUGUCGAGGCGAGAGAGCAGCCACAGUCAGUCCGGCGCCGACAACCGCCACGCGAACACGUAUUCUCCAAAUAAUGGCCGCCGCCCACACGCACCCGGCCCCCGCGCCCUCAGACCGUCGCUCAGAGGGCCGUGCCGGUUCCCGCCGUAUAUUCCCACCACAAUUUAAGCUGCAAGUUCUCGAAGCGUACAGGCGUGACGCUCAAUGUCGCGGAAAUCAACGAGCUACAGCAAGAAAAUUCGGAAUACAUCGUCGUCAAAUCCAAAAGUGGCUUCAAGCGGAACCUGCACUUCGAGCAGCACUUCUGAGGCGAGCGCCGCAACCAGCGCCGUCGCCACCGCCUUACGCAGCUGGAUCUCCAGAGAGCGCACGGCUGCCUUCGCCGCCACCAGUGACAGUAGCCACACCGGUGCAAGUGCCCACACCUUUACCAGUACCAGUGCCCGUUCCUGUGCCUAUGCAAAUUUCUGAGCCCAUCGACCUGUCAGUACGUCGACCUACACCACCACCUGCGCCUCAACCGGCCUAUGUGCCACCUACGGCACCUUGUCCGACACGCAAGCCUUUCAAACUAUUCCGGCCGUAUCUACUUGAAGACGAAGAAGAAAAGCGACCAUCGCUGGCAUCGCUGCCUGUGUCUAGCGGCGUUCAUGUGUCAGCGUUUGUACCGGUGCAAAGCGCGGCGGGUUGCGCGCUCGCUGCGUGCUCCGCCCCGCGAUGGUGCUCACCUAUUCCCUCCUUCCCGGCUCCACUCAGAUGAGAGUGUGCCGUCGGAGCCCUGCUCCGUAACUCCUGUGAUCUAGUCGCUGACGCCCGCCUGGCGCCGCCUGGGGCGUAGCCCUUUAUCAUCGUGCCUUAAUGUUCACGCCGCCAUAGUGCAUUAUGCCGUCAUCACCCGAUGACAGAUAUUUUGUGUAUAAAGUUUAAGAUUGUAUUUUUAUAUGUGGGGUUUAUGAAGCUUACCUACAUUUAUAAAGAAUAUAAAUAUUAUAACGUCUAUUAUUAUUAUUAUUGAAUAAAUAAAGAGGAUUGUUUACUAAAA
Molecule: messenger RNA, 1079 nt
Organism: Spodoptera frugiperda (fall armyworm)
Lineage: Eukaryota; Metazoa; Arthropoda; Insecta; Lepidoptera; Noctuidae
Gene: brk
Product: proline-rich protein 36-like
Exons: 1
Coding region: 111-797 (228 amino acids)
Source: RefSeq, a predicted model, not a curated record